AUGGGGUUGCUAGAUCCUUCAAAUCCAUCAUUGGCACGGUUCUUUUCACCAGCAAAGGUGCAGAGCAUCCGCGAGCAGAUGACUGCUGCGGAGGCCACUAAAAAGGAUGAACAGGCCUGUAAGAAGGAUGCCAAGUUGCAACACACUAUUCUUAAGAAGCAGAAGGAGGCAGAUAUCAUGUCACAGUGGAUGAAGUGGAAGGGAGCUCACCAGGCAGCAAAGGAGCAAAAGAGGAUGGAUAAGACUGCGAGAGCCGCUCAACAGCAGAUUGAGAAGGAGCUUAGGGAUGCAAGGAAGGCUCAAGAGCAAAAAGAGAAGGAAGAACAAGCUGCUGCACAGCAGCAUCACAGUUAG
This is a messenger RNA of Histoplasma mississippiense, 354 nucleotides long. RefSeq lists its product with no specific name. The record is from RefSeq and is a predicted model, not a curated record. The transcript has a single exon. Lineage: Eukaryota; Fungi; Ascomycota; Eurotiomycetes; Onygenales; Ajellomycetaceae. The coding region runs from base 1 to 354 and encodes 117 amino acids.